AUGAAAUUCUUCUCUCCUUCGAUAGCGAGUGCUUCGAAUCUCAAAACACGAUUUUUUCCUUUCUGCUUUCCAAUUUCGAAGUUCAGUACCUCCAGUUUUAACUCCUCGUAUGUAGGAAAACAAUCAAUUGUUCUUCCUAAAGACGUUCAAGUCCAGCUGCGAAAGCAAAUUGUGGAGGUCUCCGGACCAAAUGGUCGAUUGGAAGCGAAAUUUCCUAAAUAUCUUCGCUUAAAGCAAGAUAAUGACUCUAUACGAAUUGAACUUGCUUCUAAAUCCAAGGAUGAUUUAUCCAAAAAGCAGCUGGCCAUGUGGGGAACAACCCGUGCUUUGCUUGGAAACAAUGUGAAAGGAGUGAGUGAGCCUUGGCAAUCUUUGGUCAAACUUGUGGGUGUGGGGUAUGCAAAUGCUGUUUCAGUACAAAUACCAUCAGAUGUUCAAGUCGAAAAUCCUUCUCCUACAAGUUUGGUACUAAGCGGGAUUGAUAAACAAAAGGUAACCCAGCUUGCUUCUAAAAUUCGCUCGUUUAAGAAGCCUGAACCAUACAAAGGUAAGGGUAUCUAUGUUGAUGGCGAGAGUAUUCAGCUCAAGUCCAAGAGAAAUAUUUCAUAA
Messenger RNA from Schizosaccharomyces cryophilus OY26, 609 nucleotides. Its product is annotated as ribosomal protein subunit L16. The record is from RefSeq and is a predicted model, not a curated record. The transcript has 2 exons. Gene Ontology annotation, cellular component: ribosome; mitochondrial large ribosomal subunit. Bases 1 to 609 code for a protein of 202 amino acids. Gene Ontology annotation, biological process: translation. Lineage: Eukaryota; Fungi; Ascomycota; Schizosaccharomycetes; Schizosaccharomycetales; Schizosaccharomycetaceae. Gene Ontology annotation, molecular function: structural constituent of ribosome; rRNA binding.